UCUAAUUAGUAGGUUAGGAAUUCUAUAAUACCCUAAAUGUAAUAAUUUAAAGGGUGAGAAAAAAAAUUAUUUUUUCUUCAAAAAUCAACAAAGGGUAAAGAGGAUACCUUGGAGGUGAACCGGCACGUUUUCGAACCGCCCUUGACAUCUUAUCGGGCUAUUAUUCGCGACCUUGAUAAAGAAACUCUGAGUUGGAAUCAUCGGAAGCUUGAGCAUACUUGUGACUUGCUCACUGAUGACCUUGGGAGUUAAGCUGCUAUCAACGAGGACGACGACGCAGUGGUUGCAGAUAGUUGCCUCUAUCCGCAUUGUCUUGGCCGCUGACCAGCCAGUGAGUGCAUGAAAGGAAAUCUCGGGUUCUCCCGCAUUUGACCCGUCGUCUCCUUCCUCUUUGGCCCCAUCAAAGAGCAGGAGCUGCGGCCAACAACAUCAGUGGCCGGCGGUGAAUUUUUCAUUGCAUCUGAAGCAGAGGCCGAGCGAUCGACGCCUCUGCAUUUCUUCCCAUGAUAGGUGUCGUGGGGUAGCUUCAGUAUUCUGGGUUGGGGGGCGAUCGAGUUGCGUCCGACUUCGAUGAAUCUUCCCCGCCGGCCCAGUUGCUCUUCCCUCAUGCGGGCCAAGGUGAUGACCUCUUUCAAGGAUUUGGGCCGAAACAUCUUGAUGCCUUAUGCGAUCUCGGGCUUAAGCCUGCCGAUAAAGGUGCCCAUUAGAACCUUUUGGGUCCAGCUCUGAACCUUAUUCCCCAACCUUUCAAAUUCUUUUUGAUAUUCCCUCAGGGUCUGAUCUGCUUUACCCUAGAUAAAACCUCAUCAAAGUCUUUACAAUCAGUUGACCCAAAGCAAGCCCAUAUUUCUUCUUCAAACCCCGCCCACGCCACCAUUUUCCCUUCUUCUCUAUAAGUCCGAUGAAGCUAUUGCCACCACUGGCUGGCUUCACCCUCUAGGUGGAAAGAAGCUAGUUGCACCUUCAGCUCGGGAAUGCCUUGGUAGCCGAAGAAUUGCUCGGUGCGACUAAGCCCUUCGGUUGGGUUGUCAUCAGCAAAUAUGGGGAACUCAAGCUUUGCGAGCUUCAAGAAAAAGGGCUAAUGGCCCCCGUCGUCUCUUUUGGUGCCAUCGUCACGGAGUGGUUGCGUCAGUCCAGGCCGACUUGAGUGUUGCUGUUGGACCCUUCGCGGUUUGUCAACAGAGUAUCCAUCAACCGCUUGAGGGUAUCCUCCAUUUGGUGAAGCUUAUCGACAACUCUCAACUCCAUUCGGCUAAAGCUGUCUUGCAGUCCUCUGACACUAGUUUCCAAUUGUUCAAUCAUCUUUUUGUUAAACAUGACUUUGAUACCAAAUGCUAGGUCUUAGUCAGAAUCAAGAAGAGUUAGAAAUGAAUUUGCUUCUAUUUAGGGCUAGAAUUACCACAGAAUAUUGCUAUAAAAAAUGAUAUGCUUUAUUCAUAAUCUAGGGAGCUUAAAUAAAAAAAAUUACAACAGUUUUUCCUAUUAUCCAGGAGCACAGCGGGUAGUAACGGAAAGAUAGUGAUUCUAACGUAAAUAAGGGAUAACAAAAAAUCAGAAAAGAAGACGCUUUUACCGCUUCUUGCGGAGUUGUGGCGUGUUUAAUUUCCCAUGUUUUCCAUGUUGGCGAUGUCGAAAUAUCUGGGAUUCUUCACUGGUGUUCUUAGAGAUCUUCUUAUCCUAUCAUUUAAUUUUCCAUGUUUGAUUUGGUGCUUAUGGUUCGAGGAAUGAAUCAUUUUUUUUUUCUCUUUGUUUCGAGUUAUAGUUCAUUUCUCCCUUAGAUUCAUAAACGGGAAUGAGGUAUGUUUUUUAGUGACUUUAGUAAUGAAUGUCACAUGGACGUGUACAUAUGUUAAAAUGAUUUGCCUACACUAGUACGACGAAUGUAUUACACUUUCUAUCCUAGGCAAUUCAAAAAUCUAUAUCUCAGUUUUAGCUAGUGCCUUCUUUAUGCGAUUGAUCUCACUUUUAAUAAGACUGGUAACGUUAUUAGAUGAAUAGUGAUUUUAUUUUAAUUUUUUUGGAGUGCAUCAAUGUAACCAUUGCAACGGCCUUAUUGGCCAUCCUCCUCCUGUAUUAUCCUCUACUUUAGCCAAAUCAUCUUAUUUAUAGUUUUCAUGAAUGUUUAAUGUAGUUUGGAUGCUGAGACAUAGAUGAUUAGUGCUUAAUUUAUACUCUUAAUGGUUUGAGUCUGCGUAUCUCAUGGAGGUUGAUGCAAAAGUUUUCUUGGUAAUUCUUGAUUUUCAUAAUCUUACAUCCUAUUAUAAACAAUCUAAUUUUUUUGAGGCUGAGGAUACUUCUGAAAAUAGAAGUAUUGUACGCAACUUAGAUCUGUAAGAAAGUGGUAUUAAAGAUCCAUGAAGAACAGAGGGAGUAUUGGAGGUGGAUCUGUCAGUAAUUAUUGAGUGUUUUAAGAGUAUAUAUGAAUAAUGAGUUGCAAAACCCUAUAAAUAUAAGCGUCAGUUGUCAAUAAUUAUUCUAGAGUAUGUAAAAAGUUAUGGAAGGAAAUUUAAAGUCUGCCAACCCAUUUGUGUUUCCAGAGUAUCUUUUGUUGUGGGAAUUAUGAGUGUUGACUGAAGAAUUUUAAUUUGGCUACCACAUUAUUACCAUAUAAUCACUAUUUUAGAUGAUGUGGUGUUUAGGAGUCAAUUUUUGUUACAUUAAACAGAAACACUAACUGGAGGAGUAAAUUGGGUGUAAAAUGUGUACUUCCUUAAUCUUAAAAAUUAGAAGUCAAUAUGAAUUUAAAAUUAACAACAUUUUUUAAAGAUCUGACUGUUAAAUCAGAGGACAUUAUGGCACCUUUAUGUAUUUUUAACUUUUUGUUGUUUUGAUUUAACAUCGCAGAAUUUUGUGAAAGCUCUAUCUGGCAGGAUUAUUAUCUUCAAGGUGGAAAGCUCAGAUACAAUCCACAAUGUGCAAGCCAAGGUACCAGUCAAGGGAACCCACCUGACUAGCAAAGACAUAUUUCUGCAAGUAACCACAAUUUCAAGCUCCCUUGUGCCAUAGGCUUCAUGAGAAGCCUUUUCUGGAUCAGGAAAUCAAAAAUUUUCUUUCAAACCGUUCCUUUUCAUAAACGCCAAGUUCAUCUGUUCAGACCAUAUUCUUCUUCGCUUUCUAAUUUGUUGGUGGGAAAGGACCCAAGUGUCAUCUUCAGUGCCCUUUCUCUCUCUGAGAGUACCAAAUCCCACAUUCUUGGAACCCAAGUCCAUGGGCAUAUUGUCAAGUUAGGAUUGAUAAAAGACAUAUUCUUGCAGAACAAUUUGAUAAAAAUGUACUCUAGAUGUGGGAUUUUAUCUGAUGGGCUUAAGCUGUUUGACGAAAUGCCCCAAAAGAAUCUCGUUUCUUGGACUCUGACAAUCUCAGCCACAUUCCAAAUAGGGGAAUUCGAUUUGGGUCUAGAGAUCUUUUUGGACAUGGUAAGAACUGGUUUUGUGCCAAAUGAGUAUGCUCUUGGUAGUGUUGUGAAGGUGUCAUCUAUACUGGGUGCUAUUGAAUUUGGUCUGUUUCUGCAUUGUAUUGCUUUGAAAAUCUGUAUGGAGAAAAAUCCUUUUGUUGGUUGUUCCAUAUUGGACUUCUAUGGUAAGUUGGGGGAUAUCGAGGCUGCUGAAAAAGUGUUCGACAGUGUGGACAGUCUUGAUGUUGCUUCCUGCAAUGCUAUGGUUGGAGCGUAUGCACAAUGUGGGUAUGGCUUUGAAGCAAUGAAACUUAUUUCAUCAAUGGUACGUAAAGAAGUAACAAUGGAUAAGUAUAGCUUCAUCAAUGCUCUUCAAGGAUGUUUGGUUACAGGUGAUUUAAAUUUUGGAAGACAAAUUCAUGGAUUGAUCAUUUGCAGAGAUGUGGAAAGUUGUUCUGUAAUGAAUGCUCUCAUGGAUAUGUAUAUCAAAUUUGGUGGAAUGGACAUUGCUUUGAAGAUUUUUAGAAGAAUUGCUAACAAAGAUGUUGUGUCUUGGAAUACUUUGUUGGGAGGUUUCUCUCAAUAUCCAGAGGUUGUUGCAUCUUUCUUCCAUGACUUAAUGCUGACAAGUGUGAAUCCCAAUCAUGUGACUUUCUCAAUCUUAUUUAGACAAUGCGGUGAACUUUUUGAUAUCAAUCUUGGGCUUCAGUUUUACUCAGUUGCUUUGCAUCUUGGACAUUUAGAUGAUGCGACUGUCACAAGCUCAUUGAUUGAUAUGUUCUCUAUGUGUAAAGCAAUGGAAAUGGCACAGCUAGUAUUUGAUAGUGCUGUUUUCAAAAACAUAAUUAACUGGAAUGGGUUAAUUUCAGGUUACAAUUUGAAUUGUUGUUACAAUAAGGCCUUACAGACUUUCUGUAAUUUAUGGGAGUUAGGAGUAGGAGCAAAUGAUUUUACCUUCUCCAAUAUUUUGGAAGCAUGCGGGUCCUCGGGCAACCAACAAAUGGUCAGGCAGAUUCAUGGUGCCAUAUUGAAGUCUGGUUUUGCUCAUAAAUAUGCUUGCAGUUCACUAAUUGCAGCAUAUGUUAAAUUGAGAUUACUAGAUGAUUCUUUUGAAUUUUUCACUGGAUCGGAGAGAUUAGGUAUAGUGCCCUGGGGAGCCAUAGUAUCUGCUCUGGUACAUGAAGGUUAUAGUUAUGAAGCUAUCAGAUUCUUCCAUGCUCUUACAGAAGCUGGUGAGGUGCCUGAUGAAUAUAUUUUGGCUAGCAUUUUGAACAGCUGCGCUGAUAUAGGAGUAUAUACACAAACUAAAUCUAUUCAUUCAUUUGUUAUCAAGUUGGGAUUUGAUACACAGGUUUAUGUAAUUAGUGCUCUAAUAGAUGCUCAUGCCAAAUGUGGGGACAUUAAAAAUUCAAGGAUAGUGUUCAAUCAGUCACUUGAGUCCAAUGACACCAUUAUGCAUAACACCAUGAUCAUGGCUUAUGGCCAUCAUGGUCUUGUUUUGGAAGCUAUGGAAAUCUUCAAGAAAAUGAAGUUGGCUAAACUACAGCCCAGCCAUGCUACGUUUGUUUCACUGGUAUCAGCUUGUAGUCAUGCAGGUCUCGUUGAACAAGGUCGUCUUUUGCAUGAAUCAAUGAAGUUGGAAUAUGGAAUAGAACCAAAUCCAGAUAAUUAUGGUUGCUUAGUUGAUCUGCUCUCACGAAGCGGAUUCAUUGAAGAUGCUAAGAGAAUAAUUGAAGAAAUGCCUUUUCCUCCUUGGCCUGCUAUUUGGAGAUCUCUACUUAGUGGUUGCAUGAAGCAUGGUAGUAGAGAGAUGGAGAAAUGGGCUGCCCAAAAGCUGCUUCAGUUGGCUCCGGAGAAUGAUCCGGCACAUGUAUUACUGUCAAAGUUUUAUUUUGGAUCAGGCAAUUGGGAAAAUGCUGCAAUGGUGAGGAGAGGGGUUAUGAAAGACCCUGGAUGUAGUUGGAUUGAGACAACGUAGAAAAAAGAUCCUACUUUCUGAGUAGACUUUAACAAUUCUCUCAGUGGAGCUACUUCGGUAGUUGGUGAUUUCAAUCAGGAAAAGCACUUACAUUGGCAUGAGAAGACUACGGACAGAAAAAGAUUCCCAACUACAUGUUAUGAUCAUCUCAUCUUGCCUUGUGGAGGCACUAACUAAGCAGGUUGUCUCUUUCCUUCUUCUUGGGAGCUUUCUUGGGGUAAGGAGGAAGUAUAUGUGAUGAAACAAAAACCACAAUGUUGUGUACAUCAGCCCUAGCUAGAGAUUUAGUGUUUGAAUAUUAACUCCUACUCUAUUUAUAUCAAGAUAACGUAAGAUGAGUGUGCACUUGAUUUAUGUAAAAUAGCUUAUGAGUGUUAAUAUUUAAGUAGUAGAUUAUAUCCUUUUUCAAAUGAUGUUUAUAUAUCAGUUCAUGCUAGAAAACUGGACCAUACCAGCAUGGUCACUCUGCAACGAAGCAAACUAAAGGAUCAGGAAAAUAGAGAUUGAUAAAAUAGAUCUAGUCGUGAGUUUGUACUGAAAAACUAAAUUGUACAAAUGUAUUCAGUCGGAACCAGAUCAGAAUAAGAAGUUUUUAGUUUUGCCCUCA
Molecule: messenger RNA, 5979 nt
Organism: Carica papaya (papaya)
Lineage: Eukaryota; Viridiplantae; Streptophyta; Magnoliopsida; Brassicales; Caricaceae
Source: RefSeq, a predicted model, not a curated record